AUGGAGAUCACUGACUAUAUCUUCAAGGAGCGAGAGGAGGUGCUCCUUGUUGGGGAUUACAAUGCCUAUCGGGCCCAUGCCACUCGGAAGUUGCACAAACUCCGCAAGAAGCUGGGUCAGGCCACUGCCAAAGGCCGCAAGUACACUGCUAAACCAGCUGUGACCCCUGAGAACGUUGGAGACAAUGUGGCAUAUGUGCACCUUUUGCUUCUCGGGUCCGAACGAGCAUGGGCGCAAGCCAUGCAUAUGAAAUCGACACACUCUGCAGACCCAUCGGCCAAGGGAAUCUCUGGUGCUGCUCGACGUCAUAUCAUUUCACGGCUGAACAAGGCGACUGGCUACGCACAGCACCUUGUCUCCCUACUCCAUGAGCAAUCGGUCUCUUGUGCCAGUGACAUCGACGUUCUUGAGGCUCGUGCUUACCUUGCCACAAUCUCCGGUGCUUUGUGCUUGGAAAAGCGUAAAUGGGAACAAUGUCUUCAUGACUAUGCUAUCGCAAGAGUUAUCUACACGGCUCUUGGACAGCAAGUCAAAAAAGAUGCCUUCCGAGACCUUCUUACCGGAACUGUUGACCCGAGCCUGCGCUACGCCGCCUAUCAAAUGAAACUCCCCCGCUCUAAACCUACCUCGUCUCUAGCGAUUGAAUUUUUCCCCUCCAACUCCGAGAUUCGAUCCGAGGUGGAGAAGUUCGACCCCUCUUGCCUUGCCGAGGAAGCAGCAGGAACACGGCGAACCGCCGAAGGUGAGGUACAGAAACUACCCGAGUCUGUUACCUGGAGAUCCCGUACAGUACCUUUGGAGGAUGCAUCGAUCUCCCAAGCAUUGGCCGCAGCCUCCGCUGCGGAAGCUCUGCUCGCUACUUGGUUGACUGAGGCAGGGCGAUCUGCCACAGCCAAGGACCAAGCUGCUGCGUACGACAAUGUGAUCAUUGCCAGCCAGGAUGCGGUUGAUGCGACCAAGACCGCCAUUGAUGAUCUAGCCAGUGAAGGUGUGGAUGCUGGAGACAAGAGAAUGCAGGCUUUGCAGAUUACUCGCACUUCGGUCAACUAUAGUUUGAUCGGAUGGCGAGUUGGCCGUAAUCGCGUGCUGUGCGGUGGAAAGGAUGGCCUGACUUUUGAGGAUGAGCAGGUCUCUGCCAACAAGAAAACCUCGAAGCAGAAUAGCGGCAAUGGCAAGAAGCUGAACCGAAUCCGUGAACGGGUGGUGCUAUAUGACUCGACCCUGCAAAGCUUGGAUUUCAUCCUCGAGUUGCCCGGUGUUGCCGCCGAUUCGGCCUUUGUUCAGGAUCUCGAAGCAAAGCGAAGCUACUUCCGCGCUCUCAGAUGCCUGGCCUUGGGACGCUCUCAUGCCGUUCUUGGCAAGCCUACUGAAGCGUUAGCACUCUUUGCGCACGCCUUUGAUCUUGUCCGGUCUGAGACGUCACUAUCCUCUAUUGAUUCCGAGGGGCCUCCACGGCUGAACGUUUCUCGGGUACAAGUGAGUGCCUUGACGACUACCCUCCAGGAAUUGGUUGCCCAGUAUCGUGGUCUUGCAACACUGGAGCGAUUCGAUACCAACUCUGGCGCAUCCCAACAACGACCUCUGGUUGAGCGCCUGCAACAGUUUGCGCCGGAAACUGACCUGAAGAACUUGGUUCCAUACCCGCCGCAGAUGCAGCCUGUUCCUGUGAAGCCCCUCUUCUUGGAUGUGGCAUGGAACUACAUCGAUUACCCACGCAGCACGAACGCGACUGCGAACCCAGACUCGGCGCAAGCAGCUGCUCCUGCGCCCGAAGAGAAGACGAGUCGGGGUUGGUUUGGCUUCGGUCGGUCAUAA
Penicillium longicatenatum is the source of this 1815-nucleotide messenger RNA. RefSeq names its product signal recognition particle subunit SRP68. Gene Ontology annotation, biological process: SRP-dependent cotranslational protein targeting to membrane. The transcript has 3 exons. Bases 1 to 1815 code for a protein of 604 amino acids. Gene Ontology annotation, cellular component: signal recognition particle, endoplasmic reticulum targeting. Gene Ontology annotation, molecular function: endoplasmic reticulum signal sequence receptor activity; 7S RNA binding; signal recognition particle binding. NCBI's taxonomy places the organism in Eukaryota, Fungi, Ascomycota, Eurotiomycetes, Eurotiales, Aspergillaceae. The record is from RefSeq and is a predicted model, not a curated record.